Messenger RNA from Paramecium sonneborni, 1224 nucleotides. Lineage: Eukaryota; Ciliophora; Oligohymenophorea; Peniculida; Parameciidae. The record is from the annotation of a GenBank genome assembly.
UAUGUUAUGGCAAUAUUUAAUAAUAGUCUAAUUUUGCUAUCAUUCAGCUUUAACACAAAUAGCAUCUCAUACAUUUGAAUUAACAAAAGUCGCUCAAUAAAAUUAUAUCACUCAAAAUCAAAGCAUUAAUUUACAUUAUUAUUACAGCGAUUAUUAUGCUAUGAAUUUGAGAAUUGGAACACCUAACUAAGUUUUUUAGGUUCUUGUAGAUACAGGUUCAAGUGUAAAAAUAUCAAAAUUAUAAAGAUAUUAUGGUUAGCUAAUUAUACUUGUGAUAAUUGUUCUAUUGCUCAUAGAUUUAAACCAUUUAUGUCUUAGACAUACAUUAACUUUAAUUAAAAUUAUACUCAAAAUUAUGAAUAAGGAUAAUGUUCAGGCUAAUUUGGAUAAGAUUUAAUCUCUGUUGCGGAUACACCUAUAUAUACAAAUCUAUCUUUUCUAUUAGCAGAUUAAGUAUCUAAUUUAUAUGUAUUAUUAUUACAUUAAUAUACAAGCUGUAAUUAUUGACUUCUGGUAUUAUGGGUCUAUCUAAUUGGAAUAAAUAUCAAAAUAUAUUUGAAUCAGCAUAUUCCAAUUAAUUAAUAUAGUCUCCGCUAUUUGGGUUUUAAUUUUCAAAUACUACUUAACCCUCAUAAUUGCUUUAUGGUAAAUUCAAUGAAUCUGUCUUAAAUUAAACUAUAUGGAUCCAAACUAAUAUGGAUAGAUCAUGGGUAUUCCUAUUUCUUUAUAUAGUCUACAUAAAUCUUAGGAGUUCAAAUUAACAAUAAAGAUUAUCUUUAUUUUAAAGAUCAUAGUAGUAUCUUUGAUUCUGGAACAUCUUGCUUAUUAUUAGAAGAAUAAGUCUAUUGGAAAAUCUAUUAUGAUUAUAUCAAUUGUGGAUUAAACUGCGACUGUAACAAAACAUAUCCUAAUCUUACUUUCUACUUUCAAGGAGCAAAAGUAACAGUACCUGAUACUGCUUAUAAGAGAUAUUUGUCAAAUGGAUCAUGUUCAAUUUGUAUAGGCUAAGCUAAAACAACAAAUAUUCUUGGAGAUCCAUUUAUGAGACAAUUUAUUUCUAUUUUCAAUAAAGAAGAAUAACUUAUUGGAUUAUAUUAGGCAUAAAAAGUUACUGAAAUCAAAUUCUGGUAUUUUUACACUCUUUUAGGAAUAUAAAUUCUCUUUAUAUGUGUUAUAGUUUAUUACUAGAUAAAAAGAAAAUUAUUUUAACUUGUUAAAGAAUGA